UGGUAGGAGUAGUGGCCAUCUGACGUUAACUGGGUGGUCUCUGUAGCUGAUGGCUGCAUCAUGAUGGGGUCGCCGCCGGCCUCUGUUGGAUGAUGUCACAAGGUUAGUGUCAUGCACGGAUGUACCGUUGGUGUGACGGCCAGUCCGACUUGCGUGCGACUCCUUACUCACACGCGGGGCUCUCAUUCCACCACACUCAGGGCUCUCACCUCUCUCGUCAGACUGCAGCUGGGCCUCCAGGUCCUCCGGGGAGACGUAGAAGUCCUGGUCCUGGCCCUCACGUGGUCGUGGCUUGCAGCGGCCGCAGCAGCAGUUGCAGCAACAGCAGAGGCAGCAGCAGAAGUAGCAGCCGGUGGCCAGACCGCAGAAGACAAAGAGCGCCUGUGGAGACACGCCACAGCAUCAGGGAGCGUCAAAUCUGCCGGACAGGCCGGACCUCACCUUGGCCCACCAGCUGGACAAGACAAAGUAGGUGUUGACGUUCUCCUCUCCGAACUGCUCGGCCACGUAGAGGCCCAGGGAGCCAUACUUGUCGUAGAUGUUGCGUUUAGUGGGAUCGUUCAAGAUGGCGUGAGCGUUGUUGAUCUCCUUGAACUUGUCGGCCGCCUCGGGAUUGUCGGGGUUCUUGUCGGGAUGGAACUUCAGCGCCAGUUUUCUGGGGGUCGGGAGAAGAAUCUCUUCAGGUCAUGUGGACUGAAUGAGGGCGUGUCCCCGGGCUCACGCUCACCUAUACGAUCUCUUGAUGUCGUCGCCUGUCGCCAGCUUCUCCACUCCCAGCACAUGGUAGAGCGACUCCCCAGCAGUGGAGAGGGAACGCUGCCUCUGGUGGUCAGCCAUGAUUUGCUCAGUCCAAGAGGCUGGAAGCAAACAGCGGUCAUUCGUUAUCCUCAACAUUAUCCCACCUUUGGUCCAGCCUCAGGAACGUUACAUAUUUCAGUUGCAAUAUUGAAGUGACUGGGCACCUAGUGUGGAAGUGAGGUUCCAGCUUCAGUGCCGGCUCAUAAAUCAGCCCAGACGUUUGCUGGACAGAAGCUCAGGCCCAGCACCAGAUCAGUGUCUUUGUAGCCGUUUAGGCCAACGUACUUCGACUGGUGGAGAAGGAACGUCUGGAAGGUGCCUGGAGCCUGCCCCAUCUGGCAGAGUGCGAGGGGGUCUCACAGCGGGCCCCGGGACACAGGGAAGCCCAAAUCCACUGGCACGCUCCAUCACAUCCGACUGCUGAGUGUGAGACAGGGUUGGAUGUGUGUGUGUGUGUGUACAUGUAUCACACAUCCAUGGAUCCUGCACACAGCAGGUGUGUGCCACACGCAACUGGCACCUAUAUAUGUGUGUGUGUGUGUAACAUGUACACAUGCAUGUCGUCGUUUCCCCUCGCCCCCCAUCGAUGCUGACGCCAGUCAAACGCCCCGGCAGCUUCUUCUCACGUCUAAUGUUCGAAUCCUGAUGUUGAAUUCAGACGUCAAUCAAAGGAUUAGGGAGUGAAACCGGAGCGUAAUCUCCGCAUCCUCAUCAUCCUCAUCCUCAGUAGCGCGCAGGCAGCGCAGCAUCCAUGUUGGUUCGGUUGCUGGCCUGAUCUGGAUGCGGAUCGUCUGCGGUCUUUGGGACUGACGCGGCCCCGGCAGCCCCCGGAACCCGCAGGGGAAGCGUGCACUCACCUUUCAGUCGGUCGAUGUGACGAAGGCGAGACGGUUCCGGGCGGGUUCUGGGCGAGGACGGCGGUGUCACUGAAGCAGCAUCCCGGAGUCGGACCACUACACAACCAUGGACAGCUGCAGCAGCGUCGGAUCCGCCCCCAUCCAACCCGCGACGUGCGCGUUCGCGACAGCAAUGCGUUGGUGGGGGAGGGGACAGAGGCGCGUGCGCGUCGGCAUUCAUGCGCGUGGUCAGGUGAGAUCACGUGACGAGAGGAAAGCGGGACACUUCAUCGCUGAACUCGAAAACUGCCACAUCAUGAGAUUGAUGCGCGCCUAUGAUGUCAUAGCGAAUGGAGCGUCAGUGUCCUGAUCGCUCGCUACAUUUGUUUACUGUAUAUCUACGUGUCUCACUCAAAACUAACGAGCCCUGUGUCAGGCUGUUUGCUGUGGUGCACCUGUCACAUGACUGACGGAAACGUUCCCUUUUAUUUGGAAUAGGAACAUUCAUGCCAAACUGUAAAAUUUAAAUUCAAUUCAUUGCUGGCGCCUCAUCAUUUUUUUCUACAGCAAAUGACUGCAGUUGAAAGGUUAAGCCACAAGGUGACGCUACUACACAAGAGGACAGCCGUCUGCCCCACGUCAGUAUUCUGACUUGGAGUUUUCGGUUUCUCCCAUGUCCAAGGGAAACACUGAAGAGCCGCUCCCCGUAUGGAGACCGAGAGACUGGAGUCUUCCCUGUGGGUCGGCAGCAAGCGGUACCGGGCGGUGCUGACCGAGUGGCAUCUCAAAUGGACCGAGGUGGACAAGAAGAACCGCGACAAGAAGACCACGAACAUGCAAAGCAGCCCUGCCCUUCCCCAGCCCUGUUUGUCAUGGCAGCUUCUGUGCCCGUCCAAGAGGUGGUGGGGGUGGAGGAGGGACGAGUGGAGGUGCUGCCCCGCAAGACUGUGGAGGAGUCGGACACAGACUUCACAGUGUUUUACGUGAAGCGCAGCAGCAGUGGAGGCUCCUCUGGGUUGUUAUGGCGAUUGGGACGGAUCCAGUUCAGCUGCCCCAGUCGGGUUCUCCGGGACCAGUGGAUAAAACACAUCCGAAGUUCUCUGAGGACCCAUGGAACUUCCCGGCCGCAGAAGCUGCUGAUAUUUAUCAACCCGUUUGGAGGGCGACAGAAGGGCCGAGAGAUCUACCACAGCCGGGUGGCGCCGCUGUUCGAGCUGGCCGGUAUCACCUGUCACGUAAUCGUGACUGACAGGGCGAACCAGGCCCGGGACCACGUCCUGAAGAAAGACCUGACCGGCUUCGACGGAGUGGUGUGUGUCGGCGGCGACGGCAUGUUCAGCGAGCUGCUGCACGGCCUGAUUGGUCGAACACAGGAAGAGGCGGGUCUGAGCGAGGACGACCCCAGCGUGACCUUACAGCAGUGCCCGCUUCACAUCGGCAUCAUCCCCGCAGGAUCCACAGACUGUGUGUGUUUCGCCACAGUGGGCGUGGUUGACCCCGUGACCUCUGCGUUACACAUCAUAAUAGGAGACUCCCAGCCUCUGGACGUCUGCUCGGUGCAUCACGCCUCCGCCCUGGUCCGGUACUCCGUCUCCCUGGUGGGCUACGGCUUCUACGGAGACGUCCUGGCUGAGAGCGAGAAGCACCGCUGGAUGGGACCGCUCCGAUACGACUACUCAGGAACAGUGGUGUAUCUGAGCAACCGGAGCUACGCGGGCGUAGUCCAGUACCUGCCAGCAGACCCGCUGCUCUCCAGCCCAAGGGACAAAACUCGCUGUCUCUCAGGGUGCAGCGUGUGCUCCAGGAGCACCGAGAGGCUGUUCCAAAGCUCCUCAGACUGCAGCUCUCUCUACAGCUCCAACUUCAGCCAGCUCAGUAGCAGCGACCCAGAAGGUGAGUGGGUGAGUGUGGAGGGUCGCUUCAGGUGCGUGUCCCUCACCUGCAUGUCCAGUUCCUGCCCCAAAAGUCCUCUGGGUCUGUCUCCGUCGGCUCACCUGGCAGACGGGACAGGAGACCUGAUCCUGGUGUGGGACACUCACCCAUUGGGCUUCCUCAAGUUCCUCUACAGACACACCAGCACGCAGGACCAGUUCGACCUGCCGUUUGUGGAGGUCCACCGCGUGAAGGCGGCUCGGUUCACUCUCAUCUCGGAGCCUGAGGACGCAGAGGCGGAACCUGUCGCUCACGUCGCGGAUGAAGACGACGCCGUCGGUUCUCAGCAGCGUUUGGAGCAGCACCGAACCGAAGCACAGACGGAGUCCAAAUCCUCGCCACCAUUCCUGUGUGGACUCUGCUGCAGGAAUAGUGCGUCCGCCUCUGUCUGGAACUGCGACGGAGAGAUCCUGCCCUUCAGCAACAUCCUGUGCAGGAUCCACGGGCAGCUGGUGCGUCUGUACGCCCGAGGAAUCGAGGACGAGGCCUCGCUGCAUGGCAGCUGUGAGGGACUUCCCUAGCUCUCCAGACGCAAGACACCGGUGGGACUUUUCUCUUUAUAGAAACUCACAUGUUAUUAGCCGUAAUGUGACAAAAGGUCAAGAAAGGGUUAGACUUAAUUUAUUGAAUGAAUGAAAUGAAUAUAAUCCUGAAAAGCAUUUGCACUCGCAAAUAUGAAACAAAAAAAGUGAAUGUACGUUGUGUUGAAAUGUGCAAUCUGAUGGCCCAAACUGUCGUCAGCGUUACUGUGACGAUGACCAACACUUGAAAUAUAAUAUUGACAAACAUUGUUAUUAUGUGUAUGAAAGGGUCCAAACAAAAUACAAACGUGGGUGUGAAAUAAACGUCGAAGUAUUCGGUGAAAGGAACGUCAAGCCUCUUCUGAAGAGCCUCCGUUUGUCGCGCGUCUGUGUGUGAGGGCCAGUGUGUCGAUUUUCAUCUUUCACGAUGGUGAUGAAUGUCUGACAAGGUUCUCCUUCUUGGUUUCCGAGCAUCCGCGUGAAUUCAGGGACUCGACUGUAUGACACCAGUCACUGCGUCGAUGGUAUCAGGGGCUGGUUCUCGUGAAAUGACCCGAUGCUGUGUUUCAAAUAAAACUCUUUCCAACG
Synchiropus splendidus (mandarinfish) is the source of this 4675-nucleotide messenger RNA. RefSeq names its product ceramide kinase family protein. Gene Ontology annotation, molecular function: kinase activity. The transcript has 14 exons. Lineage: Eukaryota; Metazoa; Chordata; Actinopteri; Syngnathiformes; Callionymidae. The coding region runs from base 2423 to 4087 and encodes 554 amino acids. The record is from RefSeq and is a predicted model, not a curated record.